Molecule: messenger RNA, 4259 nt
Organism: Ictalurus furcatus (blue catfish)
Lineage: Eukaryota; Metazoa; Chordata; Actinopteri; Siluriformes; Ictaluridae
Product: zinc finger protein 239-like
Exons: 2
Coding region: 499-1605 (368 amino acids)
Biological process (GO): regulation of cytokine production; negative regulation of transcription by RNA polymerase II; regulation of immune system process
Source: RefSeq, a predicted model, not a curated record
CUGCAGUAAAGGCCUGGCAAAGCAUCUCAAGGGAGGAAACUCAGCAUUUGAUGCCUGAUGUGUGGAACCCAUAGACAAGUAUUUGCAUCCAAGUAUUUAAAAAAAAAUAAUCCUAAUAUAUAUUAUUGUUAGUUUGUCCAACUUUGAGCUUGUGAAAACAGAGGGACUGUGUAUUUAAAAAAUGGCUUUAGUUCCUAAAUGGGUAAUGCAAUGUUUUUGUUAAAGCCCCUGAAUUAAAGUGGAAAGACUACACUUCAAUCACAUCUUGAAUGCUUAAUUUCAAAUCCAUUGUGGUGGUGUGCAGAUGCAGGCUUAUGAAAAUUGUCACUGUCCAAAUACUUAUUGGCCUGACUGUACACUAUAUUAACUAUUUCUGAGUGAUUCAGAGAAGCCGUACCUCUGUGGACAAUGUGGACGGAGCUAUACUCAUUCAAGUUCAUUUAGGACUCACACGUGCUCUAAGAUAAAGCCAUCGUCUGUUGACGUGAAUUUGUCAAAAUGUACCACUGCUCAGAUUGUGGGAAGAGUUUUACUAAAACUCAACAUCUUAAAAAUCACAAGUGCAUUCACACAGAAGACAAGCCGCAUCAUUGUGGACAGUGUGGGAAGAGUUUUACUUGUCAGAGUCAUCUCAAACAACACCAGCGCAUUCACACAGGAGAAAAGCCGUAUCACUGCUCACAGUGUGGAAAUAGUUUUACUUGUCAGAGUCAUCUCAAACAACACCAGCGCAUUCACACAGGAGUGAAGCCGUAUCACUGUGGACAGUGUGGGAAGAGUUUUUAUCAAGAGGGUAAUCUUCGGACACACAAGCGCAUUCACACAGGAGAGAAGCCGUAUCACUGUGGACAGUGUGGGAAGAGUUUUAGUUUCCAGAGUAAUCUCCAAGUACACAAGCGCAUUCACACGGGAGAGAAGCCAUAUUACUGCUCCCACUGUGGAAAUAGUUUUACUCGUCAGAGUAAUCUCCAACAACAUGAGCUCAUUCACACAGGAGAGAAGCCGUAUCACUGCUCACAGUGUGGGAAGAGUUUUACUUGUCAGAGUCAUCUCCAACAACACCAGCGCAUUCACACAGGAGAGAAGCCGUAUCACUGCUCACAGUGUGGGAAGAGUUUUACUUCCCAGAGUAAUCUCCAAGUACACGAGCGCAUUCACACGGGAGAGAAGCCAUAUUACUGCUUCCAGUGUGGAAAUAGUUUUACUCGUCAGAGUCAUCUCCAACGACAUGAGCACAUUCACACAGGAGAGAAGCCGUAUCACUGCUCACAGUGUUGGAAGAGUUUUACACGAGAAAGUCAUUUCCAACAACACCAGCGCAUUCACACAGGAGAGAAGCCGUAUCUCUGUGGACAGUGUGGGAAGAGUUUUAAUCAAGAAGGUAAUCUUCGGACACACCAGCGCAUACACACAGGAGAGAAGCCUUAUCACUGCUCAGAGUGUGGGAAAAGUUUUCGUUACCAUAGUGCCCUCUACAGCCACCAGCAGUGUCAUACAGGACAGAAGCCGUACCUCUGUGGACACUGUGGACGGAGCUAUGCUCAUGCAAGAUCAUUAAGGAUACACAAGUGCUCUAACAUAAAGCCAUCAGCUCUUGACAAGUGAAUUUGUCAAUUUAUGAUACAUGUUUUUAAAUAUAUAUAUAUUAUUUGUCAUGGAAUGUAGUAUUCUAUUGCACAGGACUGUAUUGCUUACGGUCUACAUUUUAGCAGAAUUCAUGAUUGUCAUUUUCCUGGUUUCCCCCCACUGUAAUCAACCAAUCCAGACCUCUGAGUGAGGCACAUGACUCUGACAUCUCCCUUUGACAUAAGCGCAAACAACCCCAAACAGAGGUAUUGUAUUAUACAUAUAGCGACAUGUUUAAUUUUAAUUGAUUUUUAAAUGCGAGCUAGAAUUUCUUUUCUAAAAUGUCACAUUGUGCAUACUAUCGAACUGGACACAUUUCCAAGCUAACAGAAGAUGAUUGUGUUUACAGGCAAUUUGAAGAGAGAAUUCUGGUCCAAGUUACUCCGUCUUUGCAGCUCAAUUAAUUACAGAUAACUACACUAUAUGGCCAAAAGUAUGGGGAUGCCUGACCACCACACCCAUAUAUAUAUACUUGAACCCAGUGUUCCGGAUGUGGUUUUUGGCUUUGCUGCAACACUGAUCAGAAUAAUAGUUAUACUGUAAGAUCAAUGAAUGGAUUUUUGUUGUGUAUAUAUGUUCCUUUUAAGAAGUAAGAUGAUGUUUGUAUGACCUGCAAGUCUUUUAUGCAGGAUCACUAUCACAAUCGUGGAUAUACAGUGAAUGGAGCAUUGAGAGAGUAUGUUAUCAGGGGUCUGGGUUUGAUGACCCCUUCACUUUGUUAAAUCUCAUGUUUAAUAUUGCACCAAGUUUAUACUUUCCUUAAUAAUGUUCAAAAAAAUUUCCUUAAUGGAAAUCAUAAACAGGUUUUCUCAUAGUUGUGUAAUUUCUUUUUAAAAUUGUGAAAUGUUAUAUUUAUAAAUAUUCAGAUGCUUUGCUUUGACACUCACAGGUAAGCUCAUCAUAUUAAUCAUCAUUCAUGUUUCUCCAACGUUAUUCAAGUUUACCUGUGGGAUAUUUUGAAUUUAUUAGUCAAAUUACAUUCUGCAGGCAGGGAAAUGUUUUUUCCAAACAUCAUUUCAUUUCAAACAUCAAGGGGGGUCAUCAGGUAGGCACGACAGGGGUAUCUCUUGUCACUUACUGUUACGUUAUCCAAUGUAUUUCUGUUUGCUCUAUGUGCCAUUUGUUUGUCUAUGUUGGUGGUGGGAUGGGUUUCUUUUGUCUCCUCCCCCCUUCUCUAGGCCCUGCCUACUGCAUGCGUACGUUCCGGCUUGCCACUUGACGAUCACGUCUUGUCCACGCCUGCUCCUGCCUUGUGCGACAGGAUUGGUUGGCUGCACGUUUUCGGAAGUGUACUUAAGCCUCGUCAGUCUCCAUCCCGGGGCAGAUCAUUGCCAUUGCUUUGUGUGUAGAGAGAAGUGCUUUUCACCUGUGUAUGACCUUAUACCUGUUUUGACUUUGUUUAUGCUCUGCCCUGUAACGAUUCAUGUGAUACCCCUUGUGUAUAUACGGUAUCUCACAAAAGUGAGUACACCCCUCACAUAUUUGGAAAUAUUUGAUUAUAUCUUUUCAUGUGACAACACUGAAGAAAUGACACUUUGCUACAAUGUAAAGUAGUGAGUGUACAGCUUGUGUAACAGUGUAAAUUUGCUGUCCCCUCAAAAUAACUCAACACACAGCCAUUAAUGUCUAAACCGCUGGCAACAAAAGUGAGUACACCCCUAAGUGAAAAUGUCCAAAUUAUUUUUUAUUAUUAUGUUAAUUAACCCACUAAUAGUCACCUCUGUAAAUGGUGCAUGGUUAAGAGUGGUUUGUAGGAAGUCAGCGCCAUUUAUGUUUAUUCUUCUUUUCUCCUGUUUUUGGGUUAGCUAGGGAGUGAGGGAAGGUGGUGUGUGUUUUUCUUUUCUUGUAGGUUAGUUAGUUUUCUUUGGUGAAGUUAGAGGGAAUUUUUGUUUAUUUUGGCCUGGCCGGCUUCUGAAGAUUUAAACCGUUGCUCUGUUUGGAGAAUAAACUAAACAAAUGCAAUCUUAGUCUCGCCAACCCUUUUUUUAUUAUUAUUAUUAUUUUAUUGUAUGUUGCGGCCCGACCUAGACCAGGUUGUAACAGAAUUGGGGGCUCAGCCUGUGCUUUCCCUCGUUUCGUCCCGUUUCUCUUUUGGCGUGUUUGUCUGGCGGUUUUGUCUUUGUGGUGGGGUGUGUGUGUACAGGUUAUAAGAUAUGGCUACUAAAUUUAACCUGGAUCAGUUUACCGUUUGUCCCACGUUAGAGCAGUUUGAACGAUGCCAUAAGGAUGAUCUGUUGCUCCUUGCGGACUUUUACAGCGUAUCGGUUACACAGAACGCCACUAAGCGAGACAUCAAAAAGCUGCUGUAUGAGGAACUUGUAAAACAGCGAGUCAUGCUUGAGCCUAUCGAGGCGAGUGUCGCAUCAUCGGUCACUGGUUCCCAGGAUCUGGCUGCAGCGAAGUGUCUCUUGCACCUUGUUACAGCCCAGUCUAGGUUGGGCCGCACAGAGUAACCAGCUCAGGAUUCAAACUGAUUGAUCUUUAAAUAAGGGAAUAAAAAUGCAAACAAGGUUGUGUGAAAAAGGAUGUGGUAUAUUGUAACAGACAAUAUAUACAUAUAAUUGUACAAAUAACCAAUCAGGCAUAUCUUCAGGGUGGGUCAAGGCCAAAAUAAUAAACAAAAGGAUUCUAUG